Molecule: messenger RNA, 546 nt
Organism: Aspergillus clavatus NRRL 1
Lineage: Eukaryota; Fungi; Ascomycota; Eurotiomycetes; Eurotiales; Aspergillaceae
Product: translation machinery-associated protein 20
Exons: 3
Coding region: 1-546 (181 amino acids)
Biological process (GO): formation of translation preinitiation complex
Molecular function (GO): RNA binding
Source: RefSeq, a predicted model, not a curated record
AUGUUCAAGAAAGAUAUCCCCCCGAGCGGCCGCUCAAAAGUCAAAUCCUCGGUGCAGCGCGGCCUGCGCCAGAAAUUCCUCGACACCUACCCCGGCUUCGAGCCGUACAUCGAUGAGAUCCUGCCGAAGAAAGCACAGCUCGACGCGGUGAAACUGCCGGACCGAGCCACGCUCUACACGAUCGAAUCGACGCCGCUGUUCUACCAGCCCAUGGACGGGCCCCCGAUUCCGCAUCUGAAGCUGCUGCACGCGUACCCGGAUGCCCUGCCGACGGUACAGAUCGACCGCGGCGCGAUCCGGUUCGUGUUAUCCGGUGCGGCGCUUAUGGCGCCCGGUCUGACGUCGCCUGGUGGCCGACUGCCUGAUGCGGAGCAUGCGCUGGAGAAAGGGCAGGUGGUUGCUGUCAAGGCGGAGGGGAAGGAGAGUGUGUGUCUGGUUGGGCCGUUGAAGGUGGGGACGGAGGAGAUGAAGGCCAAGCCGAAGGGUGUGGUGAUGGAUGAGGGGCAUUAUCUGGGUGAUGGGUUGUGGAAGUUCCAUUGGGACUGA